This is a messenger RNA of Eutrema salsugineum, 2164 nucleotides long. RefSeq names its product ATPase family AAA domain-containing protein 3. Lineage: Eukaryota; Viridiplantae; Streptophyta; Magnoliopsida; Brassicales; Brassicaceae. Bases 172 to 2082 code for a protein of 636 amino acids. Gene Ontology annotation, molecular function: zinc ion binding; ATP binding; ATP hydrolysis activity. Gene Ontology annotation, cellular component: mitochondrion. The transcript has 8 exons. Gene Ontology annotation, biological process: mitochondrion organization. The record is from RefSeq and is a predicted model, not a curated record.
UGUCACCGGAGCUAAACCAGAAUCAAAGUCGGUACCCUUAAAAUCUCCGACGUGCGUCCCUCCAUUUUCUUGAAUCUCUAAGCACCAUUUCUCGAUCCAAAAUGUUUUUAUUUUGAAGGUUUCCAUUUCUCGAUUGGAUUUGGGGGAAGCUGUUUUUUUUAAUCGGAGUCAAUGGCUGCUUCUCGAUUAUGUUCCGCGGCGGCGAUAGCUGCCGCUUUCACUUCAAUGUCGAUGUCGCAGAACCGCGCAUACGCUGACUCGCGCUUUCGCUUUCCCUUUUACUCUUCUUCCCCGCCGUCUGAAUCUCCAACCGACCAGUCUUCAUCGGAUUCUAAACCGGAGACCAAACCGGAGCCCGAUGAGCCUAAAGGAUCUGGUUUCGAUCCUGAGUCCUUGGAAAGAGGCGCUAAAGCUCUUCGAGAAAUCAACAACUCUCCUCAUUCCAAACAGGUGUUUGAUCUUAUGAGAAAGCAAGAGAAAACUCGAUUAGCUGAAUUAGCGGCUGAGAAAUUGCAGAAUGAAGCUAUUCAAGCACAGAAAGACAUCGAAAGACAGCGGAAACUGGCGGAGGAUCAGAGAAAUCUAUUGCAGCAGCAGGCACAAGCAAAAGCGCAAAAUCUUCGAUAUGAAGAUGAGUUGGCGAGGAAGCGACAGCAGACAGAUCAUGAAGCUCAGAGACGUCAUAAUGCUGAGUUGGUUAAGAUGCAAGAGGAGUCUUCUAUCCGGAAAGAGAAAGCAAGAAUCGCCACGGAAGAAGAGAUUCAAGCACAGCAGCGCCAGACUGAGAAAGAGAGAGCUGAACUUGAGAGAGAAACAAUUCGUGUCAAAGCCAUGGCUGAGGCUGAAGGCCGAGCUCAUGAGGCCAAACUUACCGAGGAGCAGAAUCGAAGAAUGCUUCUCGAUAGGAUAAAUGGUGAAAAGGAGAAAUGGCUUGCAGCAAUCAAUACAACCUUCAGUCACAUUGAAGGCGGAGUCAGGGCCCUAUUAACUGACCGAAAUAAGCUGAUUAUGACUGUUGGAGGAGCUACAGCAUUAGCUGCUGGGGUUUACACAACUCGAGAGGGUGCUAGGGUUACCUGGGGUUAUAUUAACCGGAUACUUGGACAGCCAUCACUUAUCCGAGAAUCCUCCAUGGGUAGAUUUCCGUGGGCAGGCUCAGUAUCUCAGUUUAAGAACAAAAUCUCUAGGUUUGGUACAGCUGCAUCUGUAGAAGGAGAAAAGCCUCUUGAUAAUGUAGUUCUCCAUCCUUCUCUGAAGAAGAGAAUCGAGCAUCUUGCAAGAGCCACAGCAAAUACUAAGUCGCAUCAAGCUCCAUUCCGCAACAUGAUGUUUUAUGGGCCUCCAGGUACCGGAAAAACCAUGGUUGCUAGGGAAAUUGCUCGGAAGUCGGGUCUUGAUUAUGCUAUGAUGACAGGAGGAGAUGUUGCUCCUCUGGGUGCACAGGCAGUUACCAAAAUCCAUCAGAUAUUUGAUUGGGCUAAGAAGUCAAACAAAGGCUUACUGCUUUUCAUUGAUGAAGCUGAUGCUUUCUUAUGCGAACGUAACAGCACGUAUAUGAGUGAGGCACAGCGCAGCGCUCUGAACGCUCUAUUGUUUCGAACCGGUGAUCAGUCACGGGACAUAGUUCUGGUCCUGGCCACAAACAGACCCGGUGAUCUCGACAGUGCAGUGACUGACAGGAUCGACGAAGUGAUCGAGUUUCCUCUUCCUGGUGAAGAAGAACGCUUUAAGCUCCUUAAGCUAUACCUGAACAAGUACCUAACUGGUGAAGACAAGAAAGGCGACAAAGACGCAAACCCUAAAUGGAGCCAUUUGUUCAAGAAACAGUCACAGAAGAUAACCGUUGAAGGAGAUCUAACCGACCAAGUGAUCAGAGAGGCUGCAAAAAAGACGGAAGGUUUCUCUGGUCGUGAGAUCGCUAAGCUCGUGGCCGGUGUUCAAGCUGCGGUGUACGGACGACCUGAUUGCGUCUUGGAUUCACAGCUUUUUGAAGAAAUCGUGGAUUAUAAGAUUCAAGAACAUCACCAGAGAGCCAGACUUGCGACUGAAGGCGGGCCAAUCGUUUCCGUAGACACUGUAUGAUUCUAUAAAAAUGAUGAAAUAGCCACAUUGUUUGAGUGACCGGUUUAAAUUUCGGUUAGUUGGAGUUGAAUCUGAUUUUAAA